AUGGAGUGGUUGGUGUAUUGCAUAGUUUUAUCCAUUGGAUUUCACUCAAACCCACCAAAUGACUCCUCCCACCAUAUUAUGAUGUUCCCCAAGUUUUGGACCCAAUCCGAUAUCGAUUGGUCCUUGAAAUUGGACAAUUCAGGUUCGUACGAAGUUCUUCUGAAAUGGAGUGGUUGGUACCAAGUUUUGAGGGGAAUCCAAUGGCUAAAACUAUGCAAUACCCCAACCACUCCAUUUCACAAGGAACUUGGUACGAACCUGAAUGUCCGAUUUCAAGGACCAAUCGAUAUCGGAUUGAGUCCAAAACUUGGGGAACAUCAUAAUAUGGUGGGAGGAGUCAUUUGGUGUGUUUUGAGUGAAAUCCAAUGGAUAAAACUAUGCAAUACACCAACCACUCCAUUUCAGAGCGAACUUCGUACAAACCUGAAUCGUCCAAUUUCAAGGACCAAUCGAUAUCGGAUUGAGUCCAAAACUUGGGGAACAUCAUAA
Messenger RNA from Prunus armeniaca (apricot), 489 nucleotides. NCBI's taxonomy places the organism in Eukaryota, Viridiplantae, Streptophyta, Magnoliopsida, Rosales, Rosaceae. The record is from the annotation of a GenBank genome assembly.